AUGAAUCAUUCCUCACAACCCAAACCAACUCCACCCUCUGAUUCCAUCACCUCGUCACAACCCAAACCGCCACCACCGUCUGAUUCCACCGCCAAUCCAUCAUUAUUACUAUCAUCUUCUCAAUCGGAACCGCCACUUCCUCCGCCACCUCCCGGAUUGGCUUGGAAGAUAAUCAAAUUGCUUGUCUCUGUGAUUUCCGAUAGUCUAGGGUUGAUUUCUGGUGCAGUUGGUUUGGGAUUAUGGGCGGCUGGUGGUGUUCUUUCGUAUUCGUUGGGCUUCAUGGGCUUGGGAUCGGGAUCAGGAUCAGGUUUGGGCUUGGCAACUUCGUCUUCAUCAGCUUCUGCGUCGUUGGUUUCUGUGUCGGCGGCGACUACUGAAGCUAUGGAUUUUGUUUCGGCUUUUGAGAAGGACUAUGGAAUGGGGAGACCUAAUUUUGUGAGUGAGGGUUUCAUGGACGCGCUUCAGAGGUCGAGGAAUUCGUUUAAGUUGUUGUUUGUUUACUUGCAUUCUCCUGACCAUCCUGAUACGCCAUUGUUUUGUCGGAGGACGCUUUGUUCGGAUGGGUUUGUUGAGUUUGUGUAUCAGAAUUUUGUGUGCUGGGGUGGGAGUAUUCGGGCUAGCGAAGGAUUUAAGAUGAGUAACAGUUUGAAGGCUUCGAGGUUUCCUUUUUGUGCUCUUGUUAUGGCUGCAACUAAUCAGAGGAUUGCACUACUUCAACAGUUUCGAGACCAAAUGCUGAAUGAGUGGUAA
Molecule: messenger RNA, 750 nt
Organism: Vicia villosa (hairy vetch)
Lineage: Eukaryota; Viridiplantae; Streptophyta; Magnoliopsida; Fabales; Fabaceae
Product: plant UBX domain-containing protein 10-like
Exons: 2
Coding region: 1-750 (249 amino acids)
Cellular component (GO): endoplasmic reticulum
Molecular function (GO): ubiquitin binding
Source: RefSeq, a predicted model, not a curated record